AUGGCCGACAUCACCGAUCAACACGACCAGACCUCGCCCACCGACCUCGAUGAGUCCCAGGUUGGCAACGGCAACGCUGCCGAGAACAGAGGCGUCAAGCGCCAGCGUCCCAGCACCGCUGACGAUGAAGAUGAUGAUGACGACAAGGGCGGUCGCGAGCGUCGCAAGAUUGAGAUCAAGUUCAUCAACGACAAGUCUCGUCGUCACAUCACCUUCUCCAAGCGCAAAGCAGAGACUGGUCUGGUUUACACUUUCACGACACCAAAGCUGCAGCCUCUCGUCACCAAGGCUGAGGGCAAGAACUUGAUCCAGGCAUGCCUGAACGCUCCCGAACCCUCUCAGGGUGGUGAGAACGGCGUCGACGACUCGAACCAGGUCGACUCUCCCGAAGAGCCUCCUCAGCAACAACUCCCUCCCCAACGCCAGGGCAUGCCCCAUAACCCUCACAUGCCCCCCAACUACGGCAUGCCCGUCGGUGGCAUGGACCCUUCGCAAGCGCUCGCCUACCAGAGCUAUGUUCAGCAACAACAACGGGGUGGUGGCUACGCGAUGCCUCCGUCUGGUCUCCCCCAGCACACGUCGCACCAGUCAUGA
Colletotrichum aenigma is the source of this 594-nucleotide messenger RNA. It is a transcript of the gene MCM1, whose product is annotated as Transcription factor of morphogenesis MCM1. The record is from RefSeq and is a predicted model, not a curated record. The transcript is spliced from 3 exons. Bases 1 to 594 code for a protein of 197 amino acids. Gene Ontology annotation, molecular function: protein dimerization activity; DNA binding. Lineage: Eukaryota; Fungi; Ascomycota; Sordariomycetes; Glomerellales; Glomerellaceae.